Knipowitschia caucasica is the source of this 501-nucleotide messenger RNA. The record is from the annotation of a GenBank genome assembly. NCBI's taxonomy places the organism in Eukaryota, Metazoa, Chordata, Actinopteri, Gobiiformes, Gobiidae.
AUGGCGGAAGUGGAGGAAAAGCUGAGGGAGCUGGUGCAGCAGCCCGACCAACGUCUGCGGGACUUUGCUUAUGAUUACCAGGCCCUGUGUCUCAAAUGGAAACCGGAUAUGCCCGAGGAAGAAAUCGUGAGACGCAUACUUAACAACACAAAUCCAAAAGUAGCGGGGUGUUUGAGAGGAACUGUCCAUACGGUCACAGACCUGGUGAAAGUGGGGUCCAUGGUGGAGAAAGACUGUGGUAGCGCUAAAGGCUAUUGGCAGAAAGUGCAUGCCUCCACCGAGGGAACUGGGAAAAGGGCCCUAGAAAAAAGAGGUGGGAAUAAAUUCAAUGCAGUUGUCACCCAACCUCCACCGCCCCCCAAAUGCAGAGAGCAGAGCUGCUGUUGGUUCCUCUUACCAUAUGCAAUGUCCAGGGAGUGGCUGUGGUGGAUACCGGAAGUACCUACACGCUCAUGCGAGAGGGUCUAUGGAGGAACCUCCAUGGCACCUCAAGAGACUUGA